GUGCUUGCUGGUUGCCGGCGGAACUAUUGCGCCGUAUUAGGCAUGUGGUUUCGGCGGGGUUCUGUUGCAUUUGCGCCCACCUUUCUCUCUCUCUCUCUCUUUCUCCCGACAGCUCCCUCCUCCAUCGCCCAAAAGCCCAAAAGAGAGGGGCAAAUCAACCGGCUCAAUUGGGCAGGUUUGAGAAAGUCUAGAUAUUGCAAGAGUCUUGGCGGUCCGCUGUCCUGUUUGUUGACAGGCCGGCCCGGGUGCCUAGCUCAGGAGACAAAAGAAGAAGAAAAAAAGGGAAAAAAAGAAAUCCGCCGGAAGGAUCGUGCGUGUUGCAUCUUUAGCCUCCCAGACACAGCAAUGCAUGGAACUGGCAGGAUAUGCCAUAUGCGAUAUGCAGCCUUCUAUUAUAUUUUCUCUUGGUGUUGGGCCGUAGUUGCUUUGAAGCCGUCCUUUUUUUCGGUUCACUAGACGAGGCAGACAGGUCCCAGCGCCUGUAACUAUCCCCGCGCGCCACACGGGAUGACGCCACACUCCCGCAGGGAUGGACAGGGCUGCUGACAAGCCACACAAACACGGCCCACAACAGCGAGGGUUCUCCCAGCCGGUAUCGCAUGACGUGAUGUCCCUUCAAGAUUCAGAUUCAGGGGCUGUAAAGUUUGUUUGCCACAGUCGGCCAAUCCGCCUUGACAAAACCGCGACGGUGCUCUCGUCGCUGCGCUAGCGUCUCUUGCUUCCUCCUUCACACACCCAUUCGCUCUUUUGGUCUGCUCCCGCAACAGGCUCUAACACCCGCAGCCACGAAACCCCGCGGCACAGCAAAGGCCUCACCCACACGCUCUUUUAUUUUUUGUUUGGUUCGACCUCGCACCAAUGGCGGCCGUUGCUCAGACGAACUUCAUCUUUGGUGGUGGCAACCACCCGUGGGAUGCGUCCCGGUUCCAGGCCUCGGACGACCGCGUCCGGGGCGGCGUCUCGGUCUCCUUCCUGGACGUGGGGCCGUCCCCGUCGGACCCCGGCCGCACCGCCGCCACCUUCCACGGCCACCUGAACACCACGGCCCUCGGCGGCGCCGGCUUCGCCUCGCAGCGGACCGCCGACCCCUUCAGCGCCGACCUCACCGGCGUCUCGGGCCUCGUGGCCGAGAUCGUCGUGCCAACGUCGGUGGCGGCGAGCGAAGGCGGUGCCGCGUGCUCUUCUCCCCCCUCUUCUUCCUCCUCCGCCGCCUGCUGCGGCGCGGACGGCAAGUCCGGCAAGACCUUCACCGUCACGCUCAAGAACGACAUCCUUCCCCCGAGCCCCGACGGCCGCGAGCAGAGCACGGUCAGCUGGGAGUACGGCUUCUGCGUCGUGCCCGAGCAGGGCGGCGCCACCGACCAGGCCAAGACGCGUCGCGUCGAGAUGCCCCUGUCCGACUUCAAGGCCACGUACCGCGGCAGGGAGGUCAAGGAUGCCACCCUGGACCUGGCCAACAUCAAGCGCAUCACCUUUAUGAUGAGGAGCUUCUUUGGUGAACAGGACGGCGACUUCAACCUGACCAUGAACUAUCUCGCCGCCUCGGGCCCCGUCAAGGUCGCCGCUGGCGCUGCUCUCCCCAGCAGCGACGCCGCCUCUGCGGACGAGGCGCAGAUUCCCGUAACAAAGGAACGGCGGGGGGUCCUUGGCUGGCUUUAUAGUUGGGUCAGGUAGUUCCUUUAGCUGAGCGGAUGGACGCAGAUAUAUAUCAUUCACGUGGGCAGCAAACGCUUGACAAAGAGACAGUGUCCCGAAGCUACCAGCCCUUUCUUUCUUGUGCAUGUUUGGUGUGUCAUCUUGCCUCUGGAUCUAGGAACUACGAUUUUGGGCCACGGGCUCGGCGUGAAGACGGUGGAUGCAGAAGCAGAGGUCAAUAUCUCGCAUCACGUAACCGCAGAGAUGGCGUGACUGGACCGACAGGGCGUUAUCAAAGCCCCCCCCCAAUCUAUCAUGGAUUCAACGUACGGCGGCGCCCCAACGAUCUCGAUGUAUACGUUCCAAGGCUAGGGGCAUUAGCGGGUUACGGGACUGGCAGAUGAUGAAUCGGAAACAGUAUAGGGUGUCAUGGAUACCCAAGAUUGCCAGUUGCGUCACAACAGACUGUCUAGACCCUAGCAAAGCAUGGGGCGUGCAAAAGGGGGAAUCCAAAAAAAAAAAAAGGAAAGAAAAAAAAGUAAUAUGACGAAACAGCCCCAAGCUCCAAAGCCAGUGGCCUCGGCAUCCCGGUUGGCCAACGGCCCAAAGUACACAGUCGACACAACCAGCGCCAGCUGCUUCUCAACGUCGGACUUGAGUAGAUAUUGUGCGGUUCUGGAGACGCUCCGAGCCGCCAUCUCCCGAUGAGCUCUACAUCUCAUCUCAUCCCCUAGCACAUCCUUAAUACGCAGCCGUCAUGGUCACCGAAGACAGCUCUGGUCCUCACUUGCUGUUUGAAAAGAAAAGAAAAGAGAACAGGGAGUGAAAAAAAAGGCUAAACAAACGCCCAUUGCCGAGACAAGUUUUACAUGAAAAAAGAACCCAUGCGAAUAAGUCGUGUGGAAGCCAGCCAUUACCAAAGGAAAAGCCUUGAAAGAAGGCCAAAGCCGAGGGAGUUUGUGCCCGAUGGUCAAGAGAAACGAAGAUUAAACGAGACCGAAGAAAGCUGAAAAACGGGACGGGGUAGCAGGAUCCGUAGACGCCCUUUUGCACUAGAGGUUCGGCGUGUCUGAAAGAUGUGGCGCCGGGAGGAGCCAGGGUUAGACACGUUAAAGCUACGGAGGCUGACAGAAGUGGUUCCUCGAGAGGGCCGCCACAGUUGUUGCGUCGCUCAGACAUCGUCCAUCUUGCCGGCCGGCUCCUCGUCGUCGUCGUCGCCAAAGCUUGCGACUGAGGACAUGUCGUCAUCAUCCUCGGUCUCGGCGCCCCCUUCGUUGGUC
Gaeumannomyces tritici R3-111a-1 is the source of this 2915-nucleotide messenger RNA. RefSeq names its product CIA30 family protein. The record is from RefSeq and is a predicted model, not a curated record. Bases 859 to 1674 code for a protein of 271 amino acids. The transcript has 4 exons. Gene Ontology annotation, biological process: NADH dehydrogenase complex assembly. NCBI's taxonomy places the organism in Eukaryota, Fungi, Ascomycota, Sordariomycetes, Magnaporthales, Magnaporthaceae.